Molecule: messenger RNA, 2785 nt
Organism: Betta splendens (Siamese fighting fish)
Lineage: Eukaryota; Metazoa; Chordata; Actinopteri; Anabantiformes; Osphronemidae
Product: protein limb expression 1-like
Exons: 6
Coding region: 700-1734 (344 amino acids)
Biological process (GO): autophagosome maturation
Cellular component (GO): cytoplasm
Source: RefSeq, a predicted model, not a curated record
GUAAACUAUGAUAGGGGAGCUAAGCUACCGCUUCUUCCUGAAGUUGGUUCAUUUAUGCAUAAGAGGCUUUCAGAAAGCGGGUGAAUUCAGACUUGAACAAUGGCCUUUCAUAUUGAAGAGGGUGAAUGGAGCUCAGACUCUGGGCUCUGGCCUCAAAUUGGUGUGUGAAGUCAAAGCAUCCAACCCCCACAGAUCUCAGACACUACCAUUGGGCAAAAUUGUUUCUGCAAUCCUGGAUAAAAGAAACAUCUGAUAACAUAUUUCUUCCCUCAUAUUUAUUAAGACGUCACGUUGUGUGUUUUGUAGCCCAACUCUAUGCAGGUCUUCAACUGUCUGACUCUGUUCAAGGAUUAGCCAGCUGCACAAGUUUAGGGGAGGGCCUCUGCAUUCCUGCCCUGCACCUCUGUGUGUGUGUGUGCAGAAAGAGUGAGGGGCCCUCUGAGCUAAUUGGCUGCGUUGGUGACAAAGGUGGUCUGCUUCAAAAGAGAAACCCUGGUGAGAUGUUCACACAAGAGAGGAGGAGGGGAGAAGGAGAAUUUAGGAUGUGGAGAAGGAAAGAGCAGAGAGGCUCUUAGAUUGUACGUUUCCUGACGCUGUUCACAUCCUGAGCUGUGAUGACGGUGACGGCUGCUCACAUCUACACUCAUUUUGAUGGACUGAUGUUUUUGCUGUAGCUGUGGAAAGUAACGGUGGAGUAGGAUGAGUAAAGUUAAAGCUGAGGAAAGCAUCAUGUCAUACCUGACUGACACCAGCCCCAGAGACUUGAAUGUGGUGGCCAUGCUCCACAGCUUCUGGGAGCAGAAGCACAUGAGCACGGCCGCGGGUUCCUCCGAUGGUGGUGGUGAGGACGCAGCUGGCCCCUCUGAAGGCCUGCUGUUGUAUGAGUCUGCACCGUCCCCUGGUCCCAUGCACGUCUGCUAUGUCACACUUCCUGGGGGAAGCUGCUUUGGUAACUAUAAGGUGUGCGACACCCAGGCAGAGGCUCGGAGGGACGCAGCUCGCGUGGCUCUGAUGAACUCGCUCAUGAACGAGCUGCCCUGUCGACGCAUCGACGCGCAGUUCAUCACUCGGAGUUUGCAGCAGGCGGCCAGUGACAGUGCUGUUUCUAUAGAAGACGCAUCAGAUUCAAGCACCAGUCUAGGAACCUACAGUUUGCUCCUCCACUCCUAUGUAGGACGGACGAUGCUGGAGUUCCAGGAGAUGAUGACCAUUUUCCAGUUGUUGCACUGGAACGGGACCCUGAGGGCCCUGAGGGAAAGGCAGUGCUCUCGACAGAGUGUGAUUGCCUAUUACUCCCAGCGAGGACUGGACGAGUACAUGCGCAGCAGCAUGGCUCUGGACUGGCUCGGGCGAGAACACAGGGCGCCGGGGCGAAUUGGAGAGGAGCUGCAGGUGGCGCAGAGGGACCUGGUGUUGGCCCGGCGUCGAGGCGUGGAGCUGCGCUUCUACAAGGAGAAGACCGAGAUCCUCAGCUUGGCUCUGAGUCAGGCCUACGUUCAGCACACACCCGAAGCCUUCAGCCGCUCGUGGUGUGACACGUACAAGCAAGAACUUCCUUUUCACACAUUCCAGAUCCAGGACAAAGAAGGGGAGAACACCCCACCCUGCAGUCCUUCAGCAACCCUCCACAGGAACACAAAACAAACAGUCUGUCAUGCGUCUGGCACACACAUGGCCUCCACCAGCCCUUCCCUGUGCUCACAGCAGACUCUACCGUUAAACAGCUUUGAAUAGGCCAAGGCAAGAGGUAAAGGAUUGAAAUGGUCAUUUGAACUUCUUUUAGUUUACAUUCCUUAAUGGAAAUGACUUGCCAGGGAAAUUUAGCAUAGUGUAAUGACAGACCGUGUAACAUGUUGGGUGGCGUGUUAUGAGACCGGUGAGAAGAAACACAGCUAAACAAUGAAGUGGUGAAAUGCAGCACUGUGCAAAGGUGGAAAGCCACCAUUAGAUUUGUAGUUUUAGCAAUGUUAUAAUUAAAUUCAUUAUAGGCACGCUUUAAAAGGGAUACAGCUAGUUGUCUUUCUUUUGUGUUAUUUGUAUGUAUGUAAUCUUUUACAGAUUAUAAGAUUUGGUUGAAUUAGAGUUGAAUUUAUUUGCAUUUGCUGUAUGAAUACCUGAAGUGAAUUAACCUUGACACCAGAUUGCAAGGUGGGUCAUUCCUAGUUCUAGUUAGACUAUAAAAUAAUGUUUCCCAGGAUGUUACUACUGGAAGGAACUGCAAAACAAACUGACAUUAAAGAAUAACAGAGUCCCUCUGUCUCAGAAUUUAAAUCUCAUAAGUUGCAUUUCUUUGUGUUGUGUUUGUUUUUCUGAUUUAAAUUUGUUCUCUUGGUAUCUAAGAUGCUCUGCAUAAAUAAAGCAGCAUUUACAUAAUUUUUCAUUCAAGCAGAAGGGCUAUCCGACCCCUUUUUCUGCCCUUCACCGUCAAAUUCAACUUUGCUUGUCUAACAUUAACUCUAAUCCUUUCAUUAUUAAAGAGAAUGUAGCAAAGUUAUUACUCCCAGUCAUGUUUACAAUUCAAGAAUACAUACAUUGCGAGUUUAUUCAGUAAAGAUGGCAUUCUAAAGAAUGCAAACUUAUUAUUGUCAUAGAUUAACCAAGUGACAACUUUUGUGGUAAACAUGUGUUCGAAAAUUUAUCUUUAGGUAUUUUAGUGUAGGAUCUUUCAUUUGUUCCUAGUAAAUAUUCACAUAUGGUGUUAUGUCAUGAGUUUCUAAUGAAAUAUUAGCAAACUAUUUAAUAAUGAUUAAUUGAUAUUAGCAAAUUUGUAAACGGUAAUAAAUCA